This is a messenger RNA of Eremothecium gossypii ATCC 10895, 693 nucleotides long. It is a transcript of the gene MRX3, whose product is annotated as Mrx3p. The record is from RefSeq and is marked provisional. The coding region runs from base 1 to 693 and encodes 230 amino acids. NCBI's taxonomy places the organism in Eukaryota, Fungi, Ascomycota, Saccharomycetes, Saccharomycetales, Saccharomycetaceae. The transcript has a single exon.
AUGGUCUACCGGCUAAUACAUAAGACGUUCGUGCUCCCUCUCGCAGGACUCACGGCAGGGUUCUUGACGUUCGGGCAGACGUGGCCCGCGACGGAGACGCCGGGAGAGCGGACUGCCAAGCGGCCGUUGUCGGGGCAGCGGGUGGAGGUGCUCGAGGAGCUGGAGCAGCUGGAGGAAUUUCGGCGGCUGGUGCGGGAGCACGGCGGCGUCAGCCACUCGGAAAUUAUCCCCGCCGGACACAGGAACAACAACGUGAUGCAGGGCCUGCUGUUCGGUGAUGCGCACAUGGAGAUCGACCCAGUGAUGUUCUACGACAAGGAGAACAUGCAGUUCACGGCGUUCUACCACCUGGGGCACAAGCUGGCGGACGAGAAGGAGUCGGUACACAAGGGCGUGCUGGCGCUGAUGAUGGACGAGGCGCUGUGCUUCUGCGGGUUUCCGACGCUGCCGCACAAGAUGGGUGUGACGGCACGCCUGGCGAUUGACUUCGAGCGCGAGGUGCCGGUGAAUUCAACCGUGGUGCUGCGCGCGGCGGUGCAGGAGGCCAAGGGCCGCAAGUGCGUGAUCCGCGGCACGCUCGAGGCGGUGCCCCGGCGCGGCGAGACGGAGCCGCCGGCGGUCUACGCGCGCGCCGAGUGCGUGCUGGUUGAGCCCAAGUGGUUCAAAUACGCGAUCCGCAUGGGCUUCAUGUAG